Peronospora belbahrii is the source of this 936-nucleotide messenger RNA. NCBI's taxonomy places the organism in Eukaryota, Oomycota, Peronosporomycetes, Peronosporales, Peronosporaceae. The record is from the annotation of a GenBank genome assembly.
AUGGAUCUGCCAGAAGUGCAGGCGGGGGCGCAAGCGGCACGUGUGCACGCAAUGGGUGAACUAUCUAACGUCAAAAAAGAGGUGGGGGCGCAAGCGGCACGUGUGCACGCAAUGGAUCAAUUAUCUGAAGUCGAUAAGAAGGCCGCUGUAGACAAAUCGUUCAAGAAGCGCUUUUCUGGGGACGUCAGCAUAUACAGAGUUGCAAAGAAUAUUGAACAUUGGAUAUCGGAUGUAAGUUCUUAUGGUCUCGAGUUAUCUGAUGCAUACCAUGGAAUAAUCGAUUUUUUGACACGACGUUUUGGAAAUAAGGGCCUGCGUUUACUGCUCGAAAACAGGCAGAGAUUUUCCACUAAAGAUGAACUCGUCUUUGACGGCUUGCGGCAUGCGCAAAUGUAUUACUUGGGAGAACAACCACAUGCGAAUCCUGUCUAUGCCCUCAAGCUACUGCACUAUAAUGAAAGACAGGAGAACAUACUGCAGGCUCCUUUGUUCCAGGAGUGGGAAUCAUUCUGCAAAGGUGCGAAAUUAGACCCGUACACGUUGUUGAUGGACAAAAUGGUGGCGAGCAACAGAUAUGACGCGACUUAUAGAAUUCUUCAAGACCAUAAGAGUUCUCUUUGGCCGAACGAUUUUGAUCGUCUUAUGGAGGCGUUGAAAAAACACGAAGGUAAAAUGAGUAAAUCACGAGAUAAAGAGAGUGCUCAUGUUCUUGAAGAUCCCAAGAAUGGCCUUGCCGGUGACGACGAUCGGCCGAUGAAAUCGACUCUGCCCAAGGACAAUAAAAGAAAGAGGGAUUCUGGAGACGGAAAGAGUGCUCAUGUUCUUGAAGAUCCCAAGAAUGGCCUUGCGCCGAUGAAAUCGACUCUGCUCAAGGACAAUAAAAGAAAGAGGGAUUCUGGAGACGGGGAGAGUGCUCAUGUUCUUGAAGAUUCCUAG